This is a messenger RNA of Fraxinus pennsylvanica, 336 nucleotides long. Lineage: Eukaryota; Viridiplantae; Streptophyta; Magnoliopsida; Lamiales; Oleaceae. The record is from the annotation of a GenBank genome assembly.
AUGGAGUUUAUUUAUUUAUUUUGGAACAGUCAGCAUUUCCUUUAUCGUGUUCCUUUUCUUGAGAAUCACUCAGUUGAUCUCCAGCUUCUAUACAACUCACGUAAUGGAAAUAGUAAUAUUUCAAGUGACACCACCACUCAUUCUACAACAGUAGUUGAUGAUCUGCAGAAUCGGUUGAUGAGUGCCACAAAGGAGUUCAAGGAAAACUUGAAGGUUCAUGAAAACAGGAGACAAUUGUUCUCUUCUAAUGCUUCCAAGAAUCCGGCUACUCCAUUUGUUCGCCACCGACCUUUGGCUGCAAAGCCUGCUGGAAGUACUUCAGCUGUCCCUACUUGA